Messenger RNA from Pyricularia pennisetigena, 315 nucleotides. RefSeq lists its product as uncharacterized. Lineage: Eukaryota; Fungi; Ascomycota; Sordariomycetes; Magnaporthales; Pyriculariaceae. The transcript has 3 exons. The record is from RefSeq and is a predicted model, not a curated record. Bases 1 to 315 code for a protein of 104 amino acids.
AUGCCAAGAUUCAAAUCCAAAUCACAAUCCAAGAGUCACUCAGCAGAAAUGUCAGACCAAGACGUCCCGUCCGAGCCGUUCCGAGGCGACCCGCCGUCGACCGAGGUGCUGCUGGAGAACCUCGAGCAGUCCCAGGCCAAGAUCGACGAGUGCUACCAGAUCGCCCUGGCCAACGAGCGCGAGAAGAAUGCGAAGCUCGAGAAGGAACUCGCCGACGCUCUCGAGUACUACGACAAGCUGGUCAAGCAGCUUGAGGCGCUCAAGAUUGCGGCCGACAAGAAACGCGAUGCAGCAAAUAAUCCGCCCAAGCAGUAA